Penicillium expansum is the source of this 1311-nucleotide messenger RNA. RefSeq lists its product as uncharacterized. Lineage: Eukaryota; Fungi; Ascomycota; Eurotiomycetes; Eurotiales; Aspergillaceae. The transcript has 3 exons. Bases 1 to 1311 code for a protein of 436 amino acids. The record is from RefSeq and is a predicted model, not a curated record.
AUGUCGCGAGCGCAAAGUGAAGCCGAAGAUCGCGCCCACAUUACCCAAUCCGAGAUAAUCGACCAACUACGUCGCGAAGUCGCACAACUCCGCGGACGCCUGGACCAAGGUCCAGGAGAGCCCGGUCAUAGCCAGAAUCAGAACCAGCGCCAGCGCCAGCGCUCGCGCCCGGACCAAGCAGCCGGGCCUUUCCCGCGGAACGGCCAGAGUUGGACACAACAUGCGCCUGCGCACACAGGCUACAACUACGACAGCCAUAGCCAUAGCAAUGGCUCUGGGUAUGAGGCUGGCGCUGGCGCUGGUUUUGCCUCAGCUAGAGGUACCCCGGAUACUGGUGAAGGCAGCUGGCGCGGGUCGUCGCCAUCCUCGUCGAUCACGACCAUGACAAACUCUGUGACUGUUACAAGUCCUGACAGUACGGGGAGUGAGAAUGGGACUGGGUCGAUGUCCACUUCGUCGCGGUCGGCUUCUGCUUCUGCUUAUCCUAUCGCGACGGGGUAUGCGCCGCAAGUUGCGGAGCUAGACGGGUCGGCUACAGUUGAAUCACGUGCUUUUGGAAGUACUCUAGAAGAUGCGACAAUGUCUGGAUAUUAUACAGGAGGCAUGACCUUCACCCCGGGGGACAUGCCCGGAAUAAUCCCAGUACCGAUGCAGGGUCUCUCGGUGCAUGGCUUACACGCGCAGGAUGCGAUGUUAGGGAUGCACCACCCGCCGCUAUACGGAGCCAAUAGCGAUGAUUAUAUGUUUGACGGAGGCAAAGCACUGCCAUACUUACAACACACUAGCUAUCCCGCACCCAUACCAACAGCAACAGCAACACAUUACGGGGAGGAAUAUUCAAUAUCAAAUCAAGAUAAUAGGCCUCACGCAUAUCAUCAAUGGGGGCAAGAUGCAUAUGGGAAUCCGAAUUUGAAUCCGAGCCAAUUUCCGCAUACACAUAUAUACCAAACCACAUCUCAUUAUUCAACUAUCAACCCCUUCAUCAACACCACCGCCACCAACACGAACAUGAACGUCUAUGCAGAUGCAUCCUUUUCCCUACCAAACCCAACGCCCAUUGCAGGCGAUAUUUCCAGCCUUACCAGCCCUAGUUCCCAGGACCGACCUUCACCAACAACCAUCAUGAACUCAAUGCCAAGCUCCUGGAAGGGCGAGGGGAAACAAGAACUGCUUGAGGUCCUGCUGGAAACAAUUGCUAGCUGUGACGAGCAACGUUUACCUCAGGUGAUUCAGGUCUUGCGGACAAGUCCUUCACCCGAGGAGGCUGUUUCGGGGGUUUGUCAGGUUCUCGGGAUUGGGACAGGGCGGUGA